Molecule: messenger RNA, 1311 nt
Organism: Prorocentrum cordatum
Lineage: Eukaryota; Dinophyceae; Prorocentrales; Prorocentraceae
Source: the annotation of a GenBank genome assembly
AUGGUGACGCUGGCCGGCAUUGGCUUCACGUAUCUUGGAAUGGCGCAGCUGUUCAUAUGUUUUCAGGCUGGCUACAGUGGGCUUUUGACAUUCGCGGUGAUGCUGCUCGUGUUCUUUGGCGGUUUCAAGACCGAUCCUGUUCCUGCAUCCGUGGCAAUUUUGGCAGUUGGGUUUGUCGGGGGAUGGCUGUCUUUCCAACGGUGGGAGGGUGGUGGGAGUAUAGAAGCUGUCUCACAGUCCUUCGGCGCAGUUGGCUUCUACAUCCCAAGUCUGCUUGACGCAGAAUCGCUCAGCGUAGUUCCAGAGGUACUUGGCGAAAAUCUGGCAAUGAUCUUGCCAGUGUCGUUCACCGGUGCCCUGGGUACGUUGCUCUGCGUGUAUGGUGCUGCAGAGGCGGGCGAUGUCUAUUCUAUACGGGAGACAAUGAUCGUCGAUGGGGCCACUACAAUGCUUGCAGCCAUCUUUGGAUCGCCGCUCGGAACAUGUGUAUACAUUGGACACCCGCAAUACAAGUCGCAGCACGGCGGAGUGUAUUAUUCUGUCCUUAGUGGGUUGAUGUUCAGUGCCCUCUCGAUAACUGGUAUGUUUGCCGCUCUGAGUGCCUUCUUGCCUCCGUACGCCACUGCUCCGAUGAUCUUGUUCGUCGGCUUGGCAAUUAACCAGGACACGUUCUCCAUUUGCCCGCCAAGACACAUCCCAGCCGCCAUCGUGGGCGUCUUUCCCGCCGUCGCAGAUUGGAUACUCUCCUUCUGGCCCUCGGGGCAAGUGCAUCCCCCUCCCGCCCUCUACGCGCUGGGUAAGGGCGCCCUGCUCACUGGCUUGAUCUGGACGUCUGUCACGGUCUUCGUCAUCGAUCAGCGCUUCAAGGAGGCAGCAAUUUGGACCGCUGUCGGCGCGUUCCUGGCUGGCCUUGGCCUCAUUCAUCAAGCAAGCAUGGACUUGACGUUCGAGCGUUUCUUGUGCGGGGGUCCGCCACCAGCUGAUGGAGCCGAAGCAGGGAGCAGCUGCAAUGAUUUCGGGACCUCUGCAUGCUCAUUCGUGCUGGGAUAUUUGCAAGUUUCCCUCUUGAUGGUCGGCAUGUGGUGGCUUCAGGGCUCUGCUAGUGACCGUGUCGCGUCUGCAGAUCGUGAGGACGAUGCGCACAAAGCUGAGACGAUGAUUCAGACCAUGAGCACAGUCGUUGCAAAGUGGAAAUCCUUCACAAGGAGGCAGUCGCUGACCGCGGCCACUCCACUUCGCCAGCGCCAGCUCAGCUCAGAACUCGAGCUGAAUGGACGCCAGAGCGCUUCUCGGACCACCAGCAGCACCUGA